CCAGGACGAAGAUUCGGGCCUCCGAGAGUGGCGCCGCACCCGGAGGAGGACGCCGGCUGGUGAGCUGGAUCGUGAGGGCCUUCGUGGCACCUUCGUGGCCGCACGGGUCCCUGGCACCGCACGUGCGGGUUCAGCCCCCGAGGCGGCACGAACCUGCAGGGGCGGCGCCCCUGCUUGGGCGGCAUGGAGGAGCAGAGGUGUUUUUCCUUGGAGGAAGUCCUACGCCAUGACGCGGGGGUUCGAGCCAGGCGACGCGGACCGCGGCCGCGAGCCGUGCCCGGACCGCAUCGUGGAGGACCUGGGCGGGGCCUUCGGCAUGGGCGCCGUCGGAGGAUUCGUGUGGCACUUCGUGAAGGGUGCCCGCCACUCUCCAGCUGGGGACAGGCUCCAGGGCGCCAUGUACAGCGCCAGGAACCGCGCUCCGAUCCUGGGCGGCAACUUCGCUGUCUGGGGCGGGACGUUCUCGUGCUUCGACUGCUCGCUGCAGUACAUCAGGAGGCGGGACGACCACUGGAACGCCAUCGCUUCCGGCUUCCUGACCGGCGGCGUGCUCGCCGCGCGAGGCGGCUGGAAGGCGGGAGGGGCAAUGGGGCACAGGUGGAGUGCUGCUUGGCAUCAUCGAGGGCGUGGUGGCCCUGCUCAUGAGGUCCACGUCGAAGACCCCGCGGGAGAUGGCGCUGGAGCAGAUGGAGCAGGAGAAGCAGAUGGCGGAGAGUACAACAAGAGAAAGGACGCGGGCGAGCUGAGCCCGGCCCAGAGCUGGCUCCAGUACGCGCAGGCCUCCGGGAUGGCGCCCUCCCUGGGCUCCAAGGUCGAGUGA
Molecule: messenger RNA, 820 nt
Organism: Prorocentrum cordatum
Lineage: Eukaryota; Dinophyceae; Prorocentrales; Prorocentraceae
Source: the annotation of a GenBank genome assembly